Paramecium tetraurelia is the source of this 1284-nucleotide messenger RNA. RefSeq lists its product as uncharacterized. Gene Ontology annotation, biological process: mitotic DNA damage checkpoint signaling; protein phosphorylation. The transcript has 5 exons. NCBI's taxonomy places the organism in Eukaryota, Ciliophora, Oligohymenophorea, Peniculida, Parameciidae. Gene Ontology annotation, molecular function: protein serine/threonine kinase activity; ATP binding. The record is from RefSeq and is a predicted model, not a curated record. Gene Ontology annotation, cellular component: nucleus; cytoplasm.
AUGCUUCCAUGUCUUGAAAAAGUGUAUUAGAUGGUUCUGUAAACUCAACUCUAAUUUCUAGAUACUGAUCCAAUACUCUAAAUCAAAUUGCAGGAUCCAUAUCGAUUGAUUUUAAAGAAGGAAUAUGUGCACAUAUACAAGGAAGAUGAACCAUUUAUUUAUUUUUCAAUCUGCUUUCCAAAUGUAAUCCAAUGGCAUGUUAUUAAAAAUCUUUUGAUUGGGUUUUCAAUAAAGGGAUUUGAAUUUACAAGUCAUCAAGGUGAUUUACUUAAAAAACUAAAACAAAUCUUGGCAGGAAGAUUAUUUUUUUCAAAAGUUCAAGAUUUUUUUAUACCUUUACAAACAUUAGGAAAGGGAAGUUCCUCAAAAGUAUUAUUGGUGAAGGAAAUUGAUAGUGGGGAAUUCUUUGCUGCAAAAUGUGUAUAGAAGGAAGAAAUGCAAUUUCAGGAGAUUGAAAUCAAUAAUUAAUUAUAGCAUUCUGCUUUUAUUAAGGUCAAGGAAGUGUAUUAAGGAGAGACCAGCUAUUAUAUAGUGAUGGAUCUAUUGUCAGGUAAAAAUUUAUAAUCGUUUCUCGGACAUCACAAACCUUUACCCUUAGAACAAACAAAAUCAAUAAUGCAUGCCUUAUUGGAGGGAGUAGAAUACAUGCAUUCUAAGAACAUCAUGCACAGAGAUAUUAAACCAGAAAACAUCAUACUAGAAAUAAAAGGCGGGCAAGUUCGACUUAAGAUAGUGGAUUUUGGAUUGGCUACUUACAGUACUUUGAAAAGAUUCAGAUAUCCUAAAUGUGGUACUCCAGGUUUUGUGGCUCCAGAAGUCGUUAACCUACAAAAUAGUAAUCAGACUUAUGACAAGGUUUGUGAUAUCUUCAGUUGUGGAGUAAUCUUCUACAAAUUGCUAACAGGCAGAGAUGUUUUUCCAGGAUCUGGGUUUACCUAUGUUUUGGAACUCAACAAAAAAUGCAAUAUUGAUUUCUCUCAUUUAACUCUAUAAUUAUUGCCUGCUAAUUUGACAGAAUCUUGUUCAAAGAAUUUGAGACCUACAGCUAUUGAAUGUUUGAAUCAUGAGUUCUUUAAAAACAUCCAAAAAUAUAAUGUCUAUCAAAAGAAACAAGGAUUUUUGUAGUCCAAACAACAUACCGUUGAAUUUAAUUAAGACCAAGAAAUUUAAGAUUACUAAGGAUCAUUUGUGACAACAGAGAAGAUACAGAAUCAAAGCUAACCUAAAUAAAAACAAAAGACUAUGUAAAAGUUUAAUACAUCGCAAUUUGAUAAUAUAAUUUGA